Messenger RNA from Aspergillus ochraceoroseus IBT 24754, 762 nucleotides. RefSeq names its product DUF4112 domain-containing protein. The transcript has 3 exons. NCBI's taxonomy places the organism in Eukaryota, Fungi, Ascomycota, Eurotiomycetes, Eurotiales, Aspergillaceae. Bases 1 to 762 code for a protein of 253 amino acids. The record is from RefSeq and is a predicted model, not a curated record.
AUGUCGGGCGCAUUCGCUUUCGUCGGGAAGAAGAUUCUCGCAGAGUCAGCGAGGAAUCACUUUGGAUCGGAGGACCCUUAUUUCGAAGAAGUCCCUGCAUCCCGGCUAUAUCGCGCGUUUGGCAAGAAGACGCAGAGAAGACGCAAGGCCGCUCCACCUGGGCUAUCUGAAAACGAUACCAAAAUCCUCACACGCGUCAAACGACGGGCUUACAGACUAGACUAUUCAUUGUUUAACCUUUGCGGUAUCAAAUUUGGAUGGGGUAGUGUGAUUGGGAUAGUUCCUUUUAUUGGUGAUGCCGCGGACGGAGCAUUAGCUUUAAUGGUAUUGCACACCUGUGAAGGCAUCGAUGGGGGGCUACCCAGCCGACUUCGAAUGCUAAUGAUGAUGAAUAUUAUCAUUGACUUUUUCAUCGGGCUUGUGCCAUUUGUGGGAGACAUUGCAGAUGCUAUGUUCAAAUGCAACACUCGAAACGCUAUCAUUCUUGAAAAAUAUUUGCGGCAAAAAGGGGCCCGCGCAAUUUCAAGCCAUGAACAGCAACAAGGCAGAAGAGUUGAUCCAAGCCUCCCAAAUGAAUUUGAUCAGUACGACUCGGAAGUCACUGAUAGUCCACGUCGCCACAGAGAUCGCGCCGGUAAGCAAAGUGUCAAGGGUCCGGCUAAACCGCCUGCGGCUAAGCGGUCUCGAGGUGAUCGGAGGCCGACGCAUCAGGAAGGAGAUUUAGAGACAGGAAUCAUCGAUGAUUUUCACGGCCGAAAGUGA